Messenger RNA from Dicentrarchus labrax (European seabass), 3735 nucleotides. Its product is annotated as synaptogyrin-1-like. The record is from RefSeq and is a predicted model, not a curated record. The transcript is spliced from 4 exons. Lineage: Eukaryota; Metazoa; Chordata; Actinopteri; Moronidae. Bases 120 to 710 code for a protein of 196 amino acids. Gene Ontology annotation, cellular component: neuromuscular junction; synaptic vesicle membrane.
CCCAGUGACGCGGUGUGACUUCACACGGAGGCUGGAGGAGGACGCCGCCGCUCCGCGCAGCUCUCCGACCGUCUCCUCUCGUUCUCUCAGCGGGCGUCGGGCAGCAGAAAGCCGGAGGGAUGGAGCCAGCGGGCGCGUACGGCGCCGGGAAGGCCGGGAGCGUCGCCUUCGACCCGGUCGCCUUCUUCACGCAUCCCCGGACCAUCCUCAGACUGAUGUCGUGGGUUUUCUCCAUGGUGGUGUUCAGCUGCAUCGUGAACGAGGGCUACAUCAACAUCGGCAGCGAGCGUUUGCUCUGUGUCUUCAACAACAACGCAGACGCCUGUAACUACGGUGUUACUGUGGGAGUGGCCUGUUUCCUUGGCAGCAUCUUUUUCCUCAUCCUGGAUGUUUAUUUUCCCUCCAUCAGCAGCGUCAAGGACAGAAGACGCGCUGUCCUGCUGGACCUUGUCUUCUCUGGCCUUGCCAGCUUCCUGUGGUUCGUUGGCUUCUGUUUUCUGGCCAAUCAGUGGCAGGCUACCUCUCCAGACGAGCUGCCGUUGGCCCAGGGCUCAGACGCUGCCCGGGCCACCAUCGCUUUCUGCUUCUUCUCCAUCCUUACCUGGGGUUAUCAGUGUCUCCUGGCAUUGAACAGAUUUAAGAGCAUUUCCUUCAUGGAGGACAAGCAGAGGCUCCUACCUAGAAGCCCUCCCACCCUCUCUCUAGUCUAACACACACACACACACACACACACACACACACACACACACACACACACACACACACACACACAUUCACACACUCUCAUCUAUACAUUAUUGGUUUAUUUAGGGCAUGUCUGAGAGUUUUUUCAUGUAGCGUCGAGUUGAGUUCAGUGAUAGUAGUUAAAGAAGUUAAGAAUAACUAUAUACAAACAGCCAAUCUUCUCGCUGAUGGUCUUGUUUUCUUAUAUAGGUGAUACAGAGGCAUCAGUAUUAUAUUAAGACGGUUUUAUAAGCAGUUAAAAACUUGUAGUAGGUUUAAGCUGUAGAAUAUCAGAUUCAGAGUAGGGCUGGGUGAUAUGGUUGAAGGUACUGGAAUUUUACCCAAUAUUGAUAUAUAUCAAUAUCAUGGCCAAUGUAUUCACCGUGUCACAUGUAAGAUAAUCAAAUUGAUGCAGAAUGCAAUGAGCUGUGAUCAACUGCUUUGUUAUCAGACAAAAUCUUUCAUACGCGUACAACAAAAACUCAUUAUGUUUGUUUUUAAUUACAGUUUGCUUAGAAUAAUUAAAUUGAACAGUUUUUUUUUAAAGGCUCAAACUAAUUUUACACUUCCAAGGGAUUUGUUUGUGGUCUGUCUUUACUAUAAUCAAAACUAUAAUGAAUUUGUGGGGCGGUGGUGGCCUAAAGGGUUAGAUUUUGAUCCACUGACCAGCAGGAUAAAUCUUGGUGGGGAAAGUGAAAUAUCAGUGCUUGCACAUCCUUCCAUUACAACCACUAAUUUGCCCUUGAGGAAGGCCCUUAACCCCAAACUGCUCCAGCUGAGCUGCUUAGCUGCCAACAGGUCAGACUUUGGCUCUACUGGACAGUUUCCAGGUGUGAAUGUGUGGAAAACGAUGUUCCAGAAAAAGAGCUGCUCUCAGCAAUAUUCCCGUUGAAAUAAAAGUUAAACAAAAAAAGAAUUGCAAUGCCAGAAAAGAUUCCCAGUCAGACAGAGACUGACUGACUGAUUUAUUAUCCACUGAUAACUCAGUGGACCCUUUAAACCCAUCUAUAACCACCAAACCUAUUUCAGCCAUUCAUCUCACUGUCCGAGGAUGUGGGGGAGGUUAAGCUGUAAUUGUGUCAAGGGUGUAAGGUACGUUACAAAAGAUCUCUUUUAGUCUGUGAAGUGAUUUUUCUACAAUAGUCCAGUGACAAAUUAAUCCAAUAUUCUUCUGUGGAGGAUUUAUGGUAUGUGACAGAGAACGAAAUCAAUGAUCUUUUGACUUUGACUACUCUUUACGGAACUGAUUUUACACUUUAAAGUCGGUUUAUAGGAGCCUGUGAAAACAGUUAUAUAACAGCUUGGAGACUUCUAACUUUUACUAAAGAAAAAUCUACCUUAGUAACUGGGGGCAUGAAGUUUGGAAGAUAAGGGAUUUACCAAGCAGAAAGGGUAUAAUGCUAUAUGAUGCUCUCCAGUUGCAUUUAACACAUACUAAGAACGAAAAGUCAGGAAGUCAGGCCUCUGCUGCAUUGAUUUGACUAUUCUUUUUUUUUAAUUUGUCUCUUGUGAGGCUCCUAACUUUAUGAAAGUACAAUACUGAAUUGAUGGAAUUUUAAUAGUUUUCCAAAGUCACCUUUUGUAUUCUGCUCCUCUAGUUUCUGAAUCAUCCUCCUGUUUUAACCAAACUGUGUCCAGGUUUCCACUGCCGGGAACUUGAUGAAAUGUAAUGUAAUAUGUAAAUCACAUCAUGAGUUCUGCUUUUGUUUCCACUGUUCUUUUCACUUUGGGGGAUUAGCUCCUGGAACUCAAUUUUCGGCACUGCUCAGGAUGUAAUAAUAAAUGCAUGUUCCUGGAACUUUCAGGAUUUGCCACCAGCAGAAAUUAAAGAUCACAAUGGGUCUGGUGGAUAAAAAUGCAAAACUUUGAAGUGAUUCGACACGCCAGGUUCCGUUUUGGGCCACAGACCAGAUUGUGUCCGACCCAGCUUUGAUGUAGACUCACACGUCGCUGUUUGUAACUGCUGUACACAGCAGACACUGAAGGAAGAGCCUAGACCCAAAGCCUCACACACUUCUUAAAAGUUUAGGUUUUGGGAGUUGUCGAUACCACGCUUGAGGAGGCGAUAUUUUUUCACCUCCUUCUGCCUCUGAUUAGCUUACUCUGACAUUGUUACCCUAACCAACCUCACUCAUCAUGCCUAAACCAAACCAAUGGAGGCAACGAGUACUAGCCAAUCAGAGCCAGAGCAAGGCAGGUCAUGAUUUCGCCCUAUUUAUCAUAUCUCAACAACUACUGGAUGGACUGCCAUGAUAUUCUGUAGAGGCACUCGUGUUCUCCAGAGGAUGAAUCCUACAGACUUUGAUGAUCCCUUGACAUUUCAUGUAGCUCCAUCUUCAGGUCAACAUUUCCAUUUGUCCAAUAUACCUACAAAACGAAUGACAUUCCCAACAGCACCAGUUGUUCUUUGGGUUUAGUGCAAAUGUUAACAUGUUAUCAAGCCAAACUAUGACGGUGAAGCUGGUAAACAUUAUACAUACUAAACAUCAGCAUGUUAGCAUUCUGAUGUUAGCAUUUUGUUCAAAGCUCAAAGUACAGCCUCACAGAGCAGCUAGCAUGGUUGUAGACUCUUAAGGCCUUUGAACACCAAGUCCGUAUUUUUAGUCUGAAAUUGUCACACGUUUAUAAAUAAAUACGACCUCACGUUGCACUCAAUCAUAUUUACACAGUCUCUGAAACUUUCGUCCAUCAUUUCAGUUGUCGGAACAUGUUUUCAUCUGCGGUUUUUUUACCCCAGUCAGAAAAUUGAGGAUGAGGACAGCACACAGACAGAGGAGGAGGACAGCUCUGCCUCUUGUAGCCACAGGGCCAAAUUCAAGAUAUGGGAAGAGAGUGGCAAUAGACCACAAAAUCAUCCUCAUUGCUUGUUUUGUUAAUUUCACAAAAAAAUGGAAUAGUAAAACGCAUGGAUUAAAAACCACAUAGAAAAAUACAGACAUGGUGUGCAAAGGCCUUUAGCCUGUAACAGUAGUCAUGUGAUUCUAACUAACUAACUGUUUGUGUGUGUGUUAC